Messenger RNA from Nymphaea colorata (pocket water lily), 2268 nucleotides. RefSeq names its product DNA-(apurinic or apyrimidinic site) endonuclease 2. Gene Ontology annotation, cellular component: nucleus. The record is from RefSeq and is a predicted model, not a curated record. Lineage: Eukaryota; Viridiplantae; Streptophyta; Magnoliopsida; Nymphaeales; Nymphaeaceae. Gene Ontology annotation, molecular function: zinc ion binding; phosphoric diester hydrolase activity; DNA-(apurinic or apyrimidinic site) endonuclease activity. Gene Ontology annotation, biological process: base-excision repair. The transcript is spliced from 11 exons. The coding region runs from base 373 to 2097 and encodes 574 amino acids.
CCGCCUUCUUAAAUGUGUAAAUUUUCCGGACCUUACCGCAAUUUGUAAUUUCCUGCGUUUUUUCCUUCCCGACCCAAAAUGAUCCUUGGCUCCAAUGGUGCCUGUCUAGAGUUCGCACGUCGCGGAAGACGUUUUUCUCCCGACCUUGUCGUGCUUCCUUGUCGCUCCUGCUUCAGUCACCCAAGGUCUGAUGAACGGGGGAAAAAAGAUUGUCCUUGAUAAAAAAUCUGAAUGUUCAGCACUUCAAUUCUGCUUCACUGGAGCUUAAGCUUAGGUGCUUGAAAAGUCCCAUGCUUCCAGGAGAGGACGAGUUAUCAUCAUUUUCACAUUAUAUGAUACUUGGAGAAACUGUGUUUUAAUCUGAAAGCAUAUAUGAAGCUUGUUACUUAUAAUGUGAAUGGUCUUAGGCCACGCAUUUCCCAGCAUGGCUCACUUCGAAAUUUGCUAAGCUCUCUUGAUGCUGAUAUCAUUUGCUUUCAGGAGACCAAAUUGACAAGACAAGAACUUUCAGCUGAUUUAGUCAUGGCUGAAGGAUAUGAGGCAUUCAUCUCAUGUACUCGUACUUCAAGUAAAGGUCGCCCUAUUGGUUACUCUGGUGUUGUAACAUUUUGCCGUGUAAAGUCGGCAUUUUCUAGUGAUGAAGUUGCAUUGCCGAUUUCAGCAGAGGAAGGGUUUACAGGUCUUCUGGAUCAGUCCAAGACAAGAGAUAAGAAGAUUAGCACUUCCAUACUAGAAAGGCUACUAUGUGCUGAGGAGUUGGAGCAAAUAACAGAGAAGGACCUUCUCAGAGUUGAUAGCGAAGGCCGAUGUGUAAUCACAGAUCAUGGAGACUUUGUUCUGUUCAAUUUAUAUGGGCCUCGAGCUGAUAGUGGUAAUCCAGAGAGAGUUCGUUUUAAGAUGAUAUUCUUCACGGCUUUACAGAAAAGAUGGGAAGCUUUGCUAAGUGAAGGGAAAAGGGUCAUAGUAGUUGGAGAUUUCAACAUUGCACCUUUUGCCAUAGAUCAGUGUGAUGCAGGACCAGAUUUUGAGAAUGAUAGGUUCAGAAGAUGGCUUAGAUCUUUGCUGAGGAAAGAAGGGGGACCUUUUGUUGAUGUUUUCCAUGAAAUACAUCCAGAGAGAUCCUGCAAUUGUAUGUUUAGGAAACAUGCAUACACUUGUUGGUCACAAAACACAGGUGCUGAAGAAUUCAAUUUUGGUUCGAGAAUAGAUCUUAUUAUGAUUGGUGGGCCAUGCUUUCAUCAAGAUGCAGAUCUCAGAGGACAUGAAUUAUUUAACUGCCAUGUCAGAGAGUGUGAUAUAAUGACCCAAUUUAAACGAUGCAAAUCUGAUAACGAUGCAAGGUGGAAGGGAGGGAGAAGUCUCAAGCUAGAUGGCUCGGACCAUGUUCCAGUUUUUAUCAAUAUCUGUGGCAUGCCUCCUGUACCACCCCACAGCACGCCACCUCUCGCAGCAAGAUAUGUCCCUGAGAUCCGUGGCUUGCAGCAAACUAUUGUUUCACUGAUUCAGAGAAGGCCAGUAACUGCUGCAACAAAUGAUGAGAAAAUACCACAUAAUAGACACGGCAAGGAGAAAAUAAAACAUAGGGGAUACUCUCAGCUUAAGUUACUAUCAUUUUUUGAGAGAAAAGUGACCAUGCCAAAUGUCAAUGCAUGUGACGAUGCUACAGAUACUUCCUUUAGACAGGAGGAUCUGCCAGUCAGAGAACCAAACUCUUGCCUGGAAGAGAAUUAUAUGACCGAUUCCAGUCAGAUAUCAAUGAGUAGAUUUGAAGACAUCGAAUGCCAGCCAGAUAGUGUUGACGCCAGUUUGGCCAGUAUGAGUGGAGCUGUCUCAGGUCCUGGUCACUCUACUGAAAAGGAUAAGAACCGCACUGCCCUGGUAGAGUGGCAGAAGAUCCAAAUGCUCAUGCAAAAUAGUGUACCUCUUUGUGUGGGGCAUGGAGAACCAUGUGUUGCACGAUGUGUGAAGAAACCUGGUCCCAAUAUAGGACGUGGAUUUUAUGUCUGCGCCCGUGCAAAGGGUCCUGCAUCCAAUGCAGAUGCAAGGUGUGACCACUUUCAGUGGGCAACGUCAAAAUCAAAAAGGAAGCAGAGGUGAUACUAAUUAUGGGUCGUUUAACAAUUUUGUUGUGAAUAGGUAAAGUCAUAAUUCGACAAAGGUCCUCUGGCCUCUACUUUAAAUUGGAAGUUUUAUGGAUAAAUUUCUUCCAACUGAGCUUAUGUUUGUCAUGUAUACGCAGUUAGAAAGUAUUUGGUGUAUAGUAAUUCA